Messenger RNA from Pyrgilauda ruficollis (rufous-necked snowfinch), 1240 nucleotides. RefSeq names its product GPALPP motifs containing 1 (gene GPALPP1). The coding region runs from base 73 to 1125 and encodes 350 amino acids. The transcript has 8 exons. The record is from RefSeq and is a predicted model, not a curated record. NCBI's taxonomy places the organism in Eukaryota, Metazoa, Chordata, Aves, Passeriformes, Passeridae.
CGCCGCCGGGGCGGGAGCAGGGAAGCGAAGCCCGGGGUGCGCGGCCGGGCUGCCCGCGGAGCCGGCCUCGCCAUGGCCCGCCAGCUCAUCGGCCCCGCGCUGCCGCCCGGCUUCCCGCGCCGCACUGAGGCCGAGCCGGGCGAGGACUUCAGCCAGGUUGCAGGACCAGCACUGCCUCCAGACUACAAAAGCAGCUGUAGCUCAGAAACUCCUGACAGUGAUGACGACUCAGAAUCUCUUCCUCUACCCAGAGAUGCAAAUAGAGAUUCUGAAGAGGAGACAGAAGGAGAUCCAGCUUCCAAAAAGCCAAAAAGAAUUCAUGAAGACGAUGAUGAUGAUGGCUUUUUUGGGCCAGCUCUUCCUCCUGGAUUUAAAAAACAGGAUGAUUCUCCAGAGAGGCCCAUUAUAGGUCCUGCAUUACCACCUGGCUUUAGGAAAGCUUCAGAGGACACCAGAAGUAGCAGAUGUUUCAUAGGACCAUCUGUUUCAUCAGAAUCCCGUCCCCAGCUGACAGAUAGUAGUGAGGACGAAGACAAUUUAAUAGGCCCAAUGCCUGCAAAAGGACCAGUGGAGUCUGAUGUGGCUAAAGAGUUUGAACGCCGAGCUCAGAGAAUGAAAGAAAAGCUUACUUCAGCAGACAGCGAUGAACCCAAACAAGUUACCAGGGAAUCAUGGAUGACAGAGCUUCCACCUGAGUUGAAAAGCUUUGGAUUUGGCCCAAGAACAUUCAAGAGACGAGCUGAUGACAAAUCAGGUGAUAGAUCUAUUUGGACAGAUACUCCAGCUGACAGAGAGCGAAAAGCCAAGGAAAGAGAAGAGGCAAAAAAGUCAAGCAGUAAGGAUAAUGAAGAAAUGGUAUUAUCUGGGAGGGACAAGAGGCUUAUUGAGCAGGUGACUUCAUACAAUGAGUCAAAGAGGUCAGAGUCUCUCAUGGACAUGCACCAGAAAAAGCUGAAGAGCAAGGCAUCCGAAGAAAAGAGCAAACCUCAGGAAAGAAGGCCGUUUGACCGAGAGCAGGAUCUCAAAGUCAAUCGCUUUGAUGAAGCACAAAAGAAAGCUCUUAUAAGAAAAUCCAGAGAUCUGAAUAGUAAAUUUGAGCACAGUAAAGGCAACAUGUUUUUAUAAGAUGAAAGCAUUAAGCUUUUUUGAAGUGAAGUCCAUAAAAAUUUGAAUACUUAAUUUUUGUAAGUAUUUUUCUGUAAAUAUUUGUAUGCAAAAUAAAUAUCCUGAUGUUUAACUA